Messenger RNA from Hermetia illucens (black soldier fly), 7349 nucleotides. It is a transcript of the gene Larp4B, whose product is annotated as la-related protein Larp4B. The transcript is spliced from 10 exons. NCBI's taxonomy places the organism in Eukaryota, Metazoa, Arthropoda, Insecta, Diptera, Stratiomyidae. Gene Ontology annotation, cellular component: cytosol; cytoplasmic stress granule. The coding region runs from base 1516 to 5430 and encodes 1304 amino acids. The record is from RefSeq and is a predicted model, not a curated record. Gene Ontology annotation, biological process: positive regulation of translation. Gene Ontology annotation, molecular function: mRNA 3'-UTR binding.
ACCGAAGUUGUCUGCAAUUGACGAGACCAAUCAUUGUGAAUUAGUUCCGAACGACGGCAUGUGCCAGUGCGAUGUGUGUGCGUUGCGGCCAUUUUUAAAGAUUUCCCGUGUGUACCGAGAAAUUUUUGUGUUCAACCGACGAGUUUUGAGGUUCCACGACGGCCAAUUUGUUCGCAGAUUGGUAAAAAACGUUGUUUUCGACGCGACUCAAUUAAAACAUUAACUAUUCAAAGCUGCCGAGCUGUGAAGAGUGUUUUUUUUCGCUAGUGUCCCCCCAUCUCGACAAUUCGGACUUUCGCGAAAUCGUGUGUGCUGUACAAUCCCGAGACGAGAAACCACGGACUUUCGUGUAGCAAACGAGUUUUCUAAAAAAGCAGAAAUAGGUGCGGGGUCUGGUGUUGAGGAGCGUGAAAUAGAUCGGUUGGCUGGCAAGUGUGCAGAAGUGGAGUGGAUUUGGGAUUUGGCGAAGGAUCAGUGAGUGGCGCUUGUAGCUAGAAUUAGCCCGAGGACCUUCAAGUUGACUCGUCUCGUCUGCAUUUCGCGAAUUUAGUGCUCCGGUGCGGUGCGAGCGAGGAGAAAGAUAGCAACCAGGCGGCGGAGUGCAGUUCGUGCGAAGAACGGCGCUGAGGUGGCUGAAGAAUGCAGUAGAAUCGUCUGGCGAUAUAAGGCAGGGCGAAAGACAGCUCGCAAAAGCCGUCGGGCCAAGAGACAACGACACGACGUCGAGUGCGGCGGCCGCGACCUUUUUCUUUUGUAAUUCGUCGUCGAUUUUCCCACAAGAACCGCUCGCAGCGGCCAGUGUGACUUAGCAUUUGUUGUCCGCUCUGGGCUGGUGAAGGCGCACCGAACAGGAAUACUUUUACUACGCGUGGAUUUGUGAUCUCGCGACAAAAGUGCACGAGGAAGAGCGAGCGUGCGUGUGCGGGGUGAUUUUGAAAGCUGGGAUUGUUGCUGGAUUUCGGUUUGCUGUGCUCCAGCACCGAUAGGACCACUGCCAAGUGUUAAAGCGUGCGGCGUCUGAAAAAGACUUGAACAGGCCCUUCUGGUCGGCCUUCAACCUACUUUCGUGCCGAACGGGUCGCAGUUGGCAGUCGCGCCGCCUGCAAUUGGAAAGGAGUUUUGUGGUUUUUCAAAGAAGAAUUUGUGUCGUUCCGCAGUUCCCAUCUCGUCCUCUGAAUCGGCCGUUCCGUUUCGGUCGCGGCUGCAGUGAGAGCGUGUUGGUGGUGCCGAGCCGGACGACUACCAAGUCGGGAAUUUUGCAUUCGCGAAAGUGAGAUACAGCGAUAAGCACACACACACAACAGGCGAAGUCGUGCCAGCAAAGUGAAACAGUUUCGGGUAGAAACACACGAGCGCAAAACGUGCGGUAAAGCGACUUGGUCGUGUACACACAGCGGCGAACGCACCAACACAGCCGAACGGAGCACUUGUCCGCUGUCGUCGACGUCGAUUGCUGUCAUCGGAAAGAACGAGCAAGCGAACAGUUUCCACUUCUCAUCGUGUAAUUUAUGUGGAAUGGAAUCUGCGGGAUACGUGUACAUGAAUGGGGAGACAGUUAAUUUGCCCGCUACUGGAGCGGUAUACACAAGUAUACCAGAAACAAUGUUGAGUGCUAAUCCAUAUGCUUCAACAGUAACAGUAGCAGCUUCGUCUAUUGCGACUGUUCUACCACAAACGACUAUAACCGUUCAAGAAAUUGUACCACAAACGCAGUUAGCACAACAGCCACAACAAACUACACAACCCGCUAUGCACGGAUCAGCUGUUGAUUAUCCUACAAUGAAUGGAACGAUACCAGUUGGUGUAGAUGGUCAAAAUUAUUAUACAAAUUCGGAAGAGAGCGAUCAGAGUGUACCAGGUGUACCAGGACAACAACAAAUGUCUUCGACUGCCACACAUACAGUAGAUUCAUCAGCGCAAUCUUCAUUGAAUACAGGAACAAGUGUUUCAGCCACCACUAGCAGUGGAAGUGGUGGCGGGAGCGGUGGAGGAGGGGGUGGUAGCAAUUCAAAUGGAACUACAAUGGUUAUGGGUCCAGAAGGUGUUCCCAUACCUUUAGAGCAACUUAAACAAAAAUUAGCAACGCAGUUAGAUUAUUAUUUUUCACGAGAAAAUUUGGCCAACGACACUUAUUUAUUAACACAAAUGGAUAAUGACCAGUAUGUUCCAAUUUGGACUGUAGCUAAUUUUAAUCAAGUAAAAAAACUUAGCAAGGAUAUACGGCUAAUAACAGAAGUGUUACGUGAAUCUCCAAACGUUCAAGUGGACGAAGAAGGAUUAAAAGUGCGCCCUAAUCAUAAGAGAUGUAUAGUAAUUUUGCGUGAAAUACCUGAAAAUACCCCAAUUGAAGAUAUUAAGAAUAUAUUUAGCGGUGAAAACUGUCCACGAGUGAUUACUUAUGAAUUCGCCAUCAAUAAUUCUUGGUAUAUAACCUUUGAAUCUGAUGAAGACGCCCAAAGAGCUUUUAAAUAUUUAAGAGAGGAAGUAAAAGAAUUUCAGGGUAAACCAAUUAAAGCCCGAAUAAAAGCCAAACCGAUGAAUAGGUUACCAAUGGCGCCCAUCCAAUUGUCAUUGAAAAAUGACUAUCGGAUAACACCACCGCCUUCUGUAUUCGAUGCUGCUGCAGCACUUCCAUAUCAAACGCAACAACGUUAUGUUUACCCAACAAAUGGUGCUGUAUCGAUGCCGCAAGGUGCCUACGGCAAUCAAAUUAUGUUUCCCAUUCAACAGCAUCAGUUCUAUUCGGGAAUCAUAUCGCCUUGGCAUGCAGCAGCUGCACCCACAUCAGCUAAUCCACAUGGGCAGAAUUUCUAUGAAAUUUACUCUACCAAUGGCUUGAGUCCUCAGGUUACUUUCCCAUUGUCGAAAACGCCCAGGUAUAACAGUCAUAGGAACAAUACGGGAGGCGGUAACAGCGGCCACAAUGUACGAAGUAGUAAGCAAAGAAACGCUUCAAAUACGUCGCAUGAGCAUCGUAGCAAUCAAACGGGGAAUAAUCAACAACCACAAACGCAGCAAACAAAUGCGGGUGUCAAUAGCAAUCAACAGAAUUCAAUCCCAAACCAUAGGCCGCAUUAUUAUCAACAGUCGAAUUCGAGCAAAAGUCAGCAGCUAUCGCAUACGGGGCAGCCAUCCAGUACCCAACCGUCAGGGCCUAAAGGGGAUAAGAUGUCGUACAACUCCUCAAGCAGACAUCAACAAUCGUCGACACAUCAGCCGCAAGCAACUUACUCUCAUCAACAUCAAAGCAUACACGGAGACAUUUCAUCAGUAUCAGCAGUAGGCGAUGUUAUCACUUCUACACACGAUGAAAAUAUUAUUCCGCAAACGCAUCACCGUAAUUCCAAUAUACCUAAAGAUCCAUGGCAAUAUAAAAAUCGACGAAGAAGGCGAGAUGACGACAGCUAUUCGAAUACAAAUAAUACUAGUUCACGAUCGGCAUCGAAUACCAACACGGGACCCAGUAAUUUGACACCAGGAAACCCGAUUCAAACUCAUCAAACGGCAUUACAGGGCAACAACAACGGCAACAAUUCUGUGAAUUUACAGGUAUCCACGAAUUCAACUUCAGCCAGCGGCAAGAUUUCGAGUCCUAAUCAAUCUCACUCCUCCGGACAUCAUUAUUCAUAUGCUCACCAUUAUUCAGGUAAUGCAACCAAUCACAAACAGCAAGGAGGAAAUCAUCAAACGUCGUACCACUCUCAACACCAUCAACAAAGUGCUACACAACCGCAGCUACAAGCACCGCCACAACCACCGCAAUUUGAUUUGGAGGCAUCGGCAUUUCCUCCACUACCUGGCCUUGAACAAUCAAAUUCCGUGCAGAAUUCAAACGUCGCGAGUUUUCCAUCACUUAUACCACAGUCAUCGUCAACACUAACAAUGACAACAACACAAAAUAAUAGCACAUCAUUACUAACAAACAAUAACAAACCUACAACUGCCAUUUCUGUCUCAUCGCUGCCAGGGAGUGGAGUCUCAGCGAAUGCUGCUGACAUUUCGAUAAAUAGUGCCGCUGCCGAUUUAAUAUCCUCUCCUAGCGUGAUAACAUCACCGCAACAAAGUCAUAAUGCAAAUAAUACUAGUUCCUCAUUCUCCUCUGCCUCCGUGUCCACUACAACGACGCCAGUACUUCCACAAACUAGUAAUUGGUCCGAGCCACGUCUGUCUGAUGUUAUUCGCGGUACAGCUCGGGCGAAGUCGCAACCACAAAAGGAAAGCGCCAAAAAUACAUCAAACGGUCUAAAUAGUAACGCUUAUUCGACGAAUAGUGUAGUGAAUAGCAACAAUUAUCGACAGUCAGCUAAUGAUGUAACGACGGUUUCAACGACGUCCCACUCUCAUCAAAACCCUGUUUUAAACUUGAAUAUUAGCGGCAGCGGCAUUGAGACUGCAAUAGACGUGGGCACUGUAGCAUUGACGCCACCAUUUUCUCCGGAAACAAAAACUACGAAUAAAGUACUAUUAAUUAAUAACAAUAAUCCUAAUACUGUGAUAAAGUGUGUAACACAUAAUACGGCUGAUAAGGCAACCAAGACUGACGAGUCACUGCUGAAUGGAGUAGAUAAUAAUUUGUCAAAUUCUUCGACUCAAGACGUGAUAGCAGCCACUCAGACCACAAGUUAUGCUGUCAAUGCUCAAAGUAUGCCUGCACCUGCUACUGCGAAUGUUGCCACAAUGACUUCAUGUGAUAUUACAAGUAGCGGAAGCGGUAAACAGAUUUCAGUGAAUUCAUCGUCGUCGGCAUCAUCAACGACAGCCGCACCAGCUGCUAGCCAAAGUGCGGCUGUAAGCAAGACGAAUCCCCCAGUCGCGAACACAAAAUCGUCCGCCACAAAUCAAUUGGCCAAACAGAAACUAUCCAUAACUACCGCUGCUGCCACGAUAUCCUCAUCGACUAGCCAAUCGUCAACGUUGAACACUGGCAAUUCACCAGUAUCACCGCUACCAAGUGAUGGAGUUGUGUUUUCUCCAUGCGGUAAUGGCACCAGAUUGAGUUAUGCGCAGGUAGCACAACAUCAUAAGGAUAAUAUUACUACGACCAAGGAUCGUAAGACAUCUGAAUCUUCUUCUUCGGUUCCCAGCAGUGCUGAGAAACAGACGCAACAGGCCAUUGCAAAUGUUGAAAAGGAUAAGAAGAAAGAUUCAACAAUAACUAGUGCAGUUGUUAAGACAGCGCAUGUAGCUGAACCGAUUAAGGAUCGCGACGCUAAUCAUCGUUACACCAACAACAACAACAACACAAACAGAAAUAGUCGCGAAACAAAGGAGCAAAAAUCACUGAAUAAUACUACUCGUGAAAGACGCGAUACCACAGACAGUGGUAACGGAAGCGGCGGUGGUGGUACUAUUUCAAGCAACAAUCGUAAUCGGCCGCCUCGUGGGAAUCAAAUCAAAGAUUAUUUCCAAGACCCGAGAAGUUCCAAGUGAUGUAUUGAUUCGCAUAUAUUAGUUAUGCGAUCGGUAUGAAUAUAUAGAUUGACUCAUAAAGAGAGAAUGCGUAUGCUAAAAGGAGAUGGCAAGCGCAUAAAACGUUUGGAAAUAAAUCGCUGUUAGGAUUUAAGAUGUAGCGUUGAAACUAAUUGAAACAAAAAAUAAAUAAAAAAUUAUUAAGAAAUUGAUACACCGUAGACUAUGUAAAGAUAAAUAAUGAGUUAAACAAUUGAAACAAUAAGCUAAUGAAUUAUUUUAAAAGAAAACUGAAUAUUAAAUAAUUGUAAAAAAAAUGUGGUGAGUGAAAGAAAAAUAGCAAAAGCCAGGCAUAUAGAAUGAUAUAUGCUAAAUAGAGUAAAAUCGUCAACGUUAUCCGCUUCCUGGUAUAUCUUCCCUCAUUUAUGGAAUUGGUUCCGGCACAUUAUUGUUCCUGUGUAAGAGAGUGGUUUGUUAUUAAUGCAGGACAUUAGUAUUGUAAACUGGGGACGCUUUUUAUCCACGUCAGUUGGUAGCUCUUAAUUUCAAUGCCACGCACUAAAAAUUGCUUUUUAUGGACGAAUGUGUUCCCAAAAUCGUAUCACAAAUCGAUGGUUAUCUAUCGGGGAAAAGGGUAGUGUUGGCUAUUUUACAUUAAUUUAGGAAAUUCUCAGAAUAAAAAAAUAAACAUGUGUUACUUUUGAUUUAAGGGACAAAUUUGCAAUUAUUUCAUCUGAUAAAAUUCGUUUUUCUGAUUUAAUACACAAAAAAAAAUGAAUUUUUGUUUUGAUAAUUGCAAAUUUGUGUAGUGAUAACAUACUUUAACAGAAAAUAAUGUUAAAUUGACGAUAUUUUCUUUUGUAUAUUAUAUUAUUUAAUUAUAUUUAUUUGCGUUGAAGAAAUUGAGAGAGGGCCUUUGCCAUGAAGUCUCAACGAAAUGACUGGCCAACACACACGUUGAUGAGAAUGAAUGAAUGAAAGGUUGAUGAAUUGUACCAAAUUUCACGCAAUAAUAAAUCAUGAAUGUUCAACGAAAGUUAAUUAUACUCUCAAAAACUUGCACGUUGAAUAGAUUCGCUUGUACAUACCAAACCGGAAACAUUAUAUAAGUUGUUAUUUUUCUUGAGGAUUGUUCUUAUUUUUUUUUUUUCUUUUUUUAUUUUCUAUACAUAAUGAUAACUAGUUGAUUAAUUGUUCUGCAAAACGGAAUCGCAUAUGACAACUGAAAAAGCGUUAUGAAAUCACAUUGGGUGAAUGGGGACAUUGGUAACUAGAUGUAACGAUAAAAAACUAUUCGCUACAAUUGCUUAUCUAGAUAUUCAUACUUAUUAAACGGAAUAAUGUGUAAAUCACAGCCGCUAGCAGAGGAAAUAAAAACAAAAAUCGUGAAGAUUUAUUUGAAAACGUUUUUAGAAGUAUUCGUCAUUAUUUUACUAUGCCAUAGUGAAGCACAAAUGUAUUAUAUAUAGAAACGCAUGAUACGCAGAUUAUAGGGAACUUGUUAAUCGCAUUGCUCGAGACAUGAAAAGACGCUAACGCUUGUAGAUUUCCUCGUAGCAAUGCAAUGUAGAAUUGAAUUUUUGAAAAUCUUUCAAAAUCAUCACUUUAUUGUGACCCUAUGUGAUCGAUUAACGCUACUGUUGAGCCACACCGGUGUUAAUAUCUAACAAUUUGGCCAACUUUUCAUUUUUUCAUUUAGCGUGUCUAAAAAUUUUCUAGAAAUAAAUUACCUCUCGGGUCUUAUUAUAUUUGUAUAUAUUUUUAGAAAAAAAACAAAACAAAACGAUAAAAAACACAUGUGUUUCAUAAUUCCAUUUCAAUAUGCAUUGUCCUUACAGCUGGCUUUCACAAUUAGUUGAAAUGUUUUUUGAUUUAAAUGCGUUUUAUAUGGAAGCAUAUCCAGACAAACUUAUAAAUAAAAAAAAAAGAAAAGCACCGAA